Messenger RNA from Eptesicus fuscus (big brown bat), 8460 nucleotides. RefSeq names its product protocadherin 7 (gene PCDH7). Gene Ontology annotation, biological process: homophilic cell-cell adhesion. The record is from RefSeq and is a predicted model, not a curated record. Gene Ontology annotation, cellular component: plasma membrane. The coding region runs from base 722 to 4510 and encodes 1262 amino acids. The transcript is spliced from 3 exons. NCBI's taxonomy places the organism in Eukaryota, Metazoa, Chordata, Mammalia, Chiroptera, Vespertilionidae. Gene Ontology annotation, molecular function: calcium ion binding.
UUUCUUCUUUCAUUCUCUUAUCCGUGGACUGGCUCCCCCGCUGCCAGAGCGGAGUCGGAGUUGAGACUGGCUUGUUGCUGACCCCAGCGCCUGGUUCUGGAAGCGACUCCAGGUUCGCCCGGGCUGCCGGAGUAGGAGCUCGGGGUCUGGAGUGAGUGACUGGAACGUGAAUUGGACUCCACUCGAGGAGCGGCGAAGACGAGCAGGGUCGGCAGGCGGGGAAGGCUGCAGGCUCGCUCCCCGCCGCUUCCCGGCUCCACCGCCCGCCUGCCGGAGCGGCCCCGGCCCCACCGGACCGAGCCGGGACGGGAGCCCGGGAUCCUCCGCCCGCUGCGGGGAUGACUCCGGGGGCGGGGGCGCCGAGCCCGCGGCGCGCAGUGUCCCGUGAACUGUGAGUACUGCGACUGAACGGCGGCCAGCGAGCGGGCGAUUAGCACCCAUUGCAUGAAUUAUGAAACAAUAACUUUCGGAAGAAGCUGGAGGAAAAAAAAAAAACACAAAAAUACAACAACCAGAAAAGAAGAAGGAUCUGUCGCUGGUUUCCCCUGGCCGACUCUUACGCGCUGCUCUUGCCCCCUCCCUUCUCUCCCACUCGCUUCUUCCUUUCCCGGAGAGGGGAGAGGGCCGGGAGGAGGGCUGGCGGCCGGCCCCGGAGGAGGGGGGCGCCGAGGGGGGGGGCGGCUGUGAUCAGAAGGAGCAGUAGCAGCAGCAGCACGAGAAGAUGCUGAGGAUGCGGACCACGGGAUGGGCGCGCGGCUGGUGCCUGGGCUGCUGCCUCCUCUUGCCGCUCUCGCUCAGCCUGGCCGCCGCCAAGCAACUGCUCCGGUACCGACUGGCCGAGGAGGGCCCCGCGGACGUCCGCAUCGGCAACGUGGCCUCGGACCUGGGCAUCGUGACGGGCUCGGGCGAGGUGACUUUCAGCCUGGAGUCGGGCUCGGAGUACCUGAAGAUCGACAACCUCACGGGGGAGCUGAGCACGAGCGAGCGGCGGAUUGACCGCGAGAAGCUGCCCCAGUGUCAGAUGAUCUUCGACGAGAACGAGUGCUUCCUGGACUUCGAGGUGUCGGUGAUCGGGCCCUCGCAGAGCUGGGUGGACCUGUUCGAGGGUCGCGUCAUCGUGCUGGACAUCAACGACAACACGCCCACCUUCCCGUCGCCCGUGCUCACCCUCACGGUGGAGGAGAACCGGCCGGUGGGCACCCUGUACCUGCUGCCCACCGCCACCGACCGCGACUUCGGCCGCAACGGCAUCGAGCGCUACGAGCUGCUCCAGGAGCCCGGGGGAGGCGGCGGCGGCGGCGGCGAGGGUCGGCGCGCCGGGGCUGCCGACAGCGCCCCCUACCCCGGGGGCGGCGGGAACGGCGCGAGCGGCGGCGGCGGCGGCGGCGGCGGCGGCUCCAAGCGGCGUCUGGACGCACCGGAGGGCGGCGGCGGCGGCGGGGCCAACGCGGGCGGCCGCAGCAGCGUGUUCGAGCUGCAGGUGGCCGACACCCCGGAUGGCGAGAAGCAGCCGCAGCUGAUCGUCAAGGGGGCGCUGGACCGCGAGCAGCGCGACUCGUACGAACUGACCCUGCGGGUGCGCGACGGCGGCGACCCGCCCCGCUCCUCCCAGGCCAUCCUGCGGGUGCUCAUCACCGACGUGAACGACAACAGCCCCCGCUUCGAGAAGAGCGUGUACGAGGCCGACCUGGCGGAGAACAGCGCCCCGGGGACCCCCAUCCUGCAGCUGCGCGCCGCCGACCUGGACGUGGGGGUCAACGGGCAGAUCGAGUACGUGUUCGGCGCGGCCACCGAGUCGGUGCGGCGGCUGCUGCGCCUGGACGAGACGUCGGGCUGGCUCAGCGUCCUGCACCGCAUCGACCGCGAGGAAGUGAACCAGCUGCGCUUCACCGUCAUGGCCCGCGACCGCGGGCAGCCCCCCAAGACCGACAAGGCCACCGUGGUCCUCGUCAUCAAGGAUGAGAACGACAACGUGCCGUCCAUCGAGAUCCGCAAGAUCGGGCGCAUCCCGCUCAAGGACGGGGUGGCCAGCGUGGCCGAGGACGUGCUGGUGGACACCCCCAUCGCCCUGGUGCAGGUGUCCGACCGGGACCAAGGGGAGAACGGGGUGGUCACCUGCACGGUGGUGGGCGACGUGCCCUUCCAGCUCAAGCCGGCCAGCGACACGGAGGGCGACCAGAACAAGAAGAAGUACUUCCUGCACACCUCGGCCCCUCUGGACUACGAGGCCACCCGGGAGUUCAACGUGGUCAUCGUGGCGGUGGACUCGGGCAGCCCCAGUCUCUCCAGCAACAACUCCCUGCUCGUCAAGGUGGGCGACACCAACGACAACCCGCCCGUAUUCGACCGGUCGGUGGUGGAGGUGUACUUCCCCGAGAACAACAUCCCGGGGGAGAGAGUGGCCACCGUGCUGGCCACCGACGCCGACAGCGGCAAGAACGCCGAGAUCGCCUACUCGCUGGACGACCCCUCGGUGACGGGCGUCUUUGCCAUCGAUCCCGAUUCCGGGGACAUCCUGGUCCAGGCGGUGCUGGACCGCGAGCAGACGGACCGGUACGAGUUCAAAGUGAGCGCCAAAGACAAAGGCCUGCCGGGGCUGCAGGGCAGCACCACGGUGAUCGUGCAGGUGGCCGACAGGAACGACAACGACCCCAAGUUCAUGCAGGACGUCUUCACCUUUUACGUGAAGGAGAACUUGCAGCCCAACAGCCCCGUGGGGAUGGUCACGGUGAUGGACGCUGACAAGGGGCGCAACGCGGAGAUGAGCCUGUACGUAGAGGAGAGCAGCAACAUUUUUUCCAUCGAAAACGACACGGGCACCAUCUACUCCACCGUGUCUUUCGACCGCGAGCAUCAGACCACCUACACGUUCAGAGUCAAGGCUGUGGACGGAGGCGAUCCUCCCAGGUCAGCCACGGCCACCGUGUCUCUCUUUGUGAUGGACGAAAACGACAAUGCCCCCACGGUGACCCUCCCCAGAAACCUGACCUACACUCUGCUGCCACCUUCAAGUAGUGUCAGGACAGUGGUAGCCACGGUGCUGGCAACAGACAGCGAUGAUGGCGUCAAUGCAGACCUUAACUACAGCAUUGUGGGAGGGAAUCCCUUCAAGCUCUUUGAGAUCGACCCCACCAGUGGUGUGGUUUCCUUGGUGGGGAAGCUCACCCAGAAGCAUUACGGCUUGCACAGGUUGGUGGUGCAAGUGAAUGACAGUGGGCAGCCUUCCCAGUCCACCACAGCUCUGGUGCACGUGUUUGUCAACGAAAGUGUCUCUAAUGCGACUGUGAUUGACUCCCAGAUAGCCAGGAGUUUGCACACCCCGCUCACCCAGGACAUAGCCGGUGACCCAAGCUAUGAAAUUAGCAAACAGAGACUCAGCAUUGUCAUUGGGGUGGUUGCUGGAAUUAUGACAGUGAUUCUGAUCAUCUUAAUUGUAGUGAUGGCCAGAUACUGCCGGUCCAAGAACAAGAAUGGCUAUGAGGCUGGCAAAAAAGAUCACGAAGACUUUUUUACACCCCAGCAGCAUGACAAAUCUAAGAAGCCCAAAAAGGACAAGAAAAACAAAAAAUCCAAGCAGCCUCUCUACAGCAGCAUUGUCACUGUAGAAGCUUCUAAACCAAAUGGACAGAGGUACGACAGUGUCAACGAGAAGCUGUCAGACAGCCCCAGCAUGGGCCGGUACCGAUCCGUCAACGGUGGGCCUGGUAGUCCUGACCUGGCCAGGCAUUACAAAUCUAGCUCCCCAUUGCCUACUGUCCAGCUUCACCCCCAGUCACCAACUGCAGGGAAAAAACACCAGGCCGUGCAAGAUCUACCACCAGCCAACACAUUUGUGGGAGCAGGAGACAACAUUUCAAUUGGAUCAGAUCACUGCUCUGAAUACAGCUGUCAAACCAAUAACAAGUACAGCAAACAGCCAUUUCGUAGAGUGACGUUUUCUGUUGUGAGUCAGCCUCAGGACCCACAUCAGGGGUCACUGCAGAGUUGCUAUGACAGCGGGCUGGAGGAGUCAGAAACACCAAGCAGUAAGAGUUCAUCAGGGCCAAGACUGGGUGCCCUUCCACUCCCAGAGGACAACUAUGAGAGGACCACGCCGGAUGGCAGUGUUGGUGAGGCAGAGCAUAUGGAAAAUGAUUCAAGACCUCUUCCAGAUGUAGCCCUGACUGGGAAGUGCACCCGUGAGUGUGACGAGUAUGGCCACUCGGACUCCUGCUGGAUGCCCGUCCGCACUUCCCCGGAGAGGAAGAAGAGCCAGCCCAAACUCUCCACCUUCAUGCCUGUGGAUGAACGAGGGAGCCAGGAAAAGCUGGCCAAUGGCGAGGCCGCCCUCAUGGGUGACCGCAACAGAAACCUCCUGAACAAAAAGUUGACCUCAUCCUAUGAGACCUUCAGCGCAGCUAGUUUCAGCAAAAAUGAGGAAGCCAACCCUGAGGAUAUUCCCCUCACCAAAACAGGGGAGUACAAGCCAUCUCCUGUCAAUACUCUCACUAGAAGAGAAGUGUACCUGUAGGCGCUAAGGAAGCCACAGCAGAGUUCUCUUCACAGGAGGAGAAUGAGGGGCAAGGAACCUACCUUACAGAGCAAAACCGGUUCAUUCACAAACAGGGGGCUACCAAAGAGACAAAGCUCUGCCUGCCACUCCCGCCUCCAGAUCAGGCCUCUAGGGAUACCGUUAGCCUGAUUGUAAUGUACAAUGUAGAAACCAUCCUUGUUACUUGCAUGUCUGACCCCUUCACUGAUUCCCAACACCUGCUCACCCUCUUCCCCACCACCCUCCAAAAAAAAAAAAAAAAAAAAAAAAAAAGAAAAAAAAAGAUGGUUGCAAGUUUCUUCAUUGGUAAUAAGCCUGAUUAGCAGAACACAACACACUCCCAUUAUCCCUAAGCUGAAGCAUGAUUUUAGUCACUUUGAUUUAGUUCGACUGUCAUCUGACUGGUCAAAAGAGGUAGAAGAAGUAAAUAUAUAUUUUAAACAUAGUAUCAGAAUUGGAUUGAUCCCUGGGAAAGGCAGUCUCUCAAAAAUGAUCGAGUCCCUCUAAAGACAUAGUCUUAUAAACGGGGCUCUCUAAGAGGCAUGUUUGGAAAAUCACAGCUUUAAUAUCCCAUCAAAGACUGAGAGCUAAACAAUACCCAGUCAGAGAUUGCAGUCCCAAAUUGGCCUAUGUUGUUCUUUUCAAGCCAGGAACGUCAACUUCAGUUCCAUACCUUCACUGGAUAUUCUAAUCAUACGCACAGUCUUGACCACAUGUGUCAAUUACACUAAUUAUAAUUUGUAAACAUUAUAGGUAUAUUUUUCAGAAAAGCAUCACGAAUAUCAAGGAACUGGAACAAUUGUGUCAUUAAAAGGCCAAAGAUCGUACGGCAGAUCAGGGAAUUCAUGAAGUAGAUUUGGUCUUGACUUGGAAAUCCAUUAAGCAACAAAAGCAACUGAACCCAUUCUCGCACAGAAACGCUCCAACACUCGUUUAUUUUACAUUGUCUCCAGCCCCAGAAAACAUGCAUUUUCCUUCUAAAAUGGAUUUUCUUUGAAAGUUCAAAAGUGAAAAUUAAUGAGAUGUAGUUUUGGUAUUAUAAUAGGCAAUUAGUUGAAGUUCAGGUUUAGUUUCAAAAUACAUGAUCAGGGAAGAGUCUACUUCUUAAAAUCAUAUUUGUGGAUAGGGAGGGAAAGAAAGAUACAUUGGCAUGCAGUCUGGUGAAUUAAGUUCACUAUUAUCAUUUUGGAAGAUGGGUUAUGCUUGCUGGUCUUAAUUAGCAACAUUUCAAAAUACCAAUUGCAUUUUUUAUGUGUUCAGUGCACACUUUUAUAUAACUCAAGUGCAUUAAUUUUGAAUCCUGUGCAGUAUCACACUAGUUUGAGAUUGACAACAUUGAAACAAGAAGAUACCCUAAUUGACUUUGUCACUAAUGUGAUUUGAACGUCAUUUAAUAUGUGUCUUAAAACAAAUCCAGACUGCACAUGGAAGAGAUGAGUACUGGGCAACAACAUGUCUCACAAUAUGUACAUCUCAAGUUGAAAAAAUAUGCCAUUUUUUUUCUCAAUGUAAUAUAAAGAAACAGAAUAUGCAGAUUUUUGAGUCACUUGCUCUAUAGAGGAUGAUUUCAUGCAAUUGGACAUUGAGCUGGGGCAUUCAGACAGAAGUGACAAUCUAGGGACAGAAUAGGGGACCACAGGGGAGGAGAACUAAGUCCCCAUCACUGAAUGUCUGUAACCUGGUUAAGGCAUAGCCUUGAUGGCUCUCUAGCCAACUGUAGAAACAGAGUAGCUGUGGGUAGUUUCAUGCUUUGCAGAAUUUCUUAGACUAUAAAGUGAAGCAGCCUGGAAUAUAGGUUGUUCAUUCACUAGAGGUCAUCAAAAUGCUUAUCUUUGAAUAUCACUUCUCUGUUUGGUGGGGUGUUUUUUGGGGGUCACUUCCUUAUGAUCUUUUUUUAAAUGAAGUUUUUAUUUUGAUGUUAGUUUGUGUAUAAUAGGAUGAAAGAGGAUGUGUAAUUGAAAAAAAACACAUUGGACUAAAAUAUCAAUAAUUGAACAUGGUUAUGUUUGAUUAUUAUUUACAUUAUGGAGAGAUGCAAUUCUAGUAAUUUGUUAGGAAACUGCAUUAAAGCAGUUCUGCCUUGUAUAAUCUGUAAGUACCUAUUAAGACAAAAUACUUCUAAAGAUACUUAUGAAAUGUAUACAUAUUUUUCUUGCACGUUACAAAGGAAAUAAUUGCAUAACACAGGUGUUCAACAGACUUUUUAAAUGCAUUUUUUUUCUUUCUAUCAUGAGACACUUGAAACCAUUAGAUAGCUCAUUUCACUCUAUCUUAAAACCCUUCUGUUGUCUAUAAAGCUAAUACGGGUCAUAGUGGACCUUCAGAUUAAUCGGAUUCACAUUCCCCAAUGACAUUUGCACUACAUUCAGGACAGCUAUGUCAUUGUCAUUUAACUCGUGAGCCUCUCUUUAGAACUAAAAUGGGUGUGAAAGAAUAAAAUUCCAUGUACUGUAAGUAUUCGCGGUAAUUCUAGUAGAAUUAGCUAUCAUAACAUGUUUAUUAUACAAUGAGCUGGCAUGACACAGAAAUAUAUUUUGUGUUUGUAUGACUUUUAUUUUGAAUAGGUUAAAUAUGGUGCCACUCCAUAUAUAGAGUGCUUUUGGAAAAAAAAAAACUUUAAAAAAAAGGAAACAAAAAAUAAAUAAAUGAGUGAAUGCAAAAUAAGCAACUGUGCCUUUUAUACCUGUUGUUAUGGUAAAAAACAAAAACAAACGGUUGUUGGGUUUGGACAAUGAGGGGAAAUGGGCUAUUUCCAACUUUUUUGAUCCUGUAUAUUUAUCCAUGUUUAUUUUCUAAAAAUAAUAAAUAAUAUAUUAAAAAUUUGCCUUCUGACAAACUCAGAUAAUGGACCAGUCUUAGCUAUCGUUCAUCCAUCCAACAAAAUUAAGGUGUUACUAUGGACUGCUUAUUUCUGACUAGAAGGCUAAAGCAUUUAUUGUCAUAGUAACACAGGAAGAUGUUAUCAGGGGUGAAAUCAGUCCAUCUUGCAAGAUAAAAUAUUGAUUUCAAAUUUCUAUCCUUGAUUUCUUUUUUGUUGUUAUCUUUCUGUUAGCUGCUGUUUGGUUUCGGUUAUACAGGAUAUCAACCAUACUUGUUUUCUGUACACAAGGAUCUCAAGUGAACUCUGCAUGCACUAUACAUUAGGACACACUUAUAAAUUAAUGAGUAACUAUAUAAAUUUAUGUGUUUUAAAACGUCUGUAGCUUCGAUCUGAAACCAUUCUGAACCUCCAGAUAUCAUUUCUGUAUGGUUUGCGACUGGCCUGCUGCCUGAGUUUCAGAACACAAGGGAGGCAUUAUUUUUAUGGAAAGAGGAACUAAGAUGGGACUGACCGUGUCUGGCUGAGACCCACUCUAGGAAGCUGAUUUAUAAGAGAAUAGGAAAGUAAAACACACAGAGCAGAAGAAACUGCCAAGAAUCCAACAGCCAUUCUGAAACAGUCAUGAGAAAUCUCAAGACCUAAGUAGUUUUCCGUCUAUUGUUACCAGUGAUAAAUGUACACUCUGUCCUUCAGGGGGUACAUAAAACGUGAAGAUGAUCAUGAAUAUCAUGAAGCUGGUCCGUUGUGACCCAGGCAGAGGUGUAUGUAACAUCUGGAGGAAGGCAUCAUUUCCCCAGCUACCUAGGGUUUACUUUCAGAGGACUUUUUCCUACAUUUUAAAGCACUUACAUUCAGUGUGGUACGAUCUGUUUGUAAUGUUCAUCAUUGACUAUUGUUCUGCUACUUGGAUGUUGAUAGUGAAGCAGAGAACAAUUUAUCAUCGUUUAUUAUGAGUCACUAUGCACGCAACUAUGCUACACAUGGCGAAAUGUAUUAAAACAGUCGUCCAACUAUUUAUGAAAUACUUUACAUAAUUUAAUUUGCUUUUGUACAGUUUUAUGUAAAUAAAUUGCUUGUCAUUUUUGUCUCUGCAAAUUAAAAUAUAACA